CGCCAAUCAAAGCGGAAGUUACGAUCCUGCUUAAUAUGGUAGCUGAACUUGUGCUCGUACUAGCCUUUAAGCAAGGUAUCCUCCUCUGAAUCCCCGAAAUACAUUAGCCACAGGACAACUUUGUUUGGACGUCGUAAAGGACCAUUAGCCUUAACUGAAUAGAUAUAGCUAACUACAUACCUACAUCCAUUUCCACGUGGAAAAAAAUACGUUAGCUGGGAUUUUCUACAAGGAAUCUGCAGGACAACAUGAGUGGAGAGAAGGAAACAUUGCUGGAAGAAAUCGAACAGAGUUUACACCCUCUAACGGAGGAUAAUUUACGACACCUGUGUGAACGUUGUGGAAUAGAUGGCUCUCAAGUUAAAGGAAAGAAGCAUCGCUCGUUGCGACGUAAAAUCAUGGAGGAAAUGUGGGAAAAUGCAGAUUCAGUCAAAUCGGAGGAGCAGGGAAUAUCUUGGUUACUCCGACUGAAAGAUGACAUCAGAAAGAUACAUGAAAAAUCUCCUGUGGCGCCCAUGAGUUCCAGCCAGUCUGAUGACGAUGCUAUAACCUGCAGUGAGGAAUGGGACAAGGAUUGGUUUCCUAGCAACGGGCUGGAGGCGGAGUCAUCUCCAGAGAGGCAUACCCCAGAGAGUCCCAGCCAGUCUGAUGACGAUGCUAUAACCUGCAGUGAGGAAUGGGACAAGGAUUGGUUUCCUAGCAACGGGCUGGAGGCGGAGUCAUCUCCAGAGAGGCAUACCCCAGAGAGUUCCAGCCAGUCUGAUGAUGACGAAACGGGGGACAACCCUAACGGUCGCUCGCUCAGUGGGAGAGUCUUAUCAUCUGGGAAGGCUCCAGGGUUGAAAGUGAUCCAGCGACCUUAUAGCUGUGAUGUAUGUGAGAAGAGUUUCCCUCAUUUAGGAGAUCUAAAGAGACACCAGAAAAUACACACAGGAGAGAAACCAUAUGGCUGUGAUCAAUGUGGGAAGAGUUUUGCUCGAACUGAUUACCUGGCUGAACACAAGUUAACACACACUGGAGAGAAGCCUCAUAGUUGUGAUCAAUGUGGAAAGGGCUUCACUCGGCCUAACUGCUUGGCUGCACACAAGCUAACGCACACAGGAGAGAAGUCCUACCUCUGCUCAGACUGUGGGAAGAGCUUCUAUACACCAGCAAAGUUGAAAGAGCACGAGCAAUCACACACAGGAGAGAACCCUUACAGGUGUGGUCUGUGUGAGAAGAUCUUUGCUUGUUCAGGUUCCCUGACAAAACACAAGUGUAUUCACACAGGAGAGAAACGUUACAGCUGUGAUCAAUGUGGGAGGAGCUGCAGAGAUGCCACGGCCCUGAAUGAACACAUGCGUACACACACAGGAGAGAAACCUUUUCACUGCCAUGUCUGUGGAAUGAAACUUUCUCCAUGUCAACAAACACCCUGA
Messenger RNA from Oncorhynchus gorbuscha (pink salmon), 1418 nucleotides. RefSeq names its product zinc finger protein 184-like. The coding region runs from base 249 to 1418 and encodes 389 amino acids. Gene Ontology annotation, molecular function: RNA polymerase II transcription regulatory region sequence-specific DNA binding; DNA-binding transcription factor activity, RNA polymerase II-specific. NCBI's taxonomy places the organism in Eukaryota, Metazoa, Chordata, Actinopteri, Salmoniformes, Salmonidae. The record is from RefSeq and is a predicted model, not a curated record. Gene Ontology annotation, cellular component: nucleus. The transcript is spliced from 3 exons. Gene Ontology annotation, biological process: regulation of transcription by RNA polymerase II.